UCUUCAAUGGAGAAGACUUUUGGAUUUUCAAUCGACGAUUUCAAAUCACCUCAAGCAGUAAUACGGCUUUUGUGUAGGCCAAGUGAUCCGGCUUGUCUUGGUGUUGUCAGGUUUCUAUUUGGAUUUUUAAUGUUGAUUGAUAUACCACAAGAAAGAGGACUAGGUAUGGCUGAUGUAAGAUGGGGCCAUACUGAUGAAUGUAGAUUUCCACUAUUUAAUUUUUUAAAACCAUUGCCAUUAGAAUGGAUGUAUAUAGUAUAUUUUGUUAUGUUAAUUGGUGCUACUGGAAUAAUGUUAGGAUUUCAAUACCGUUUUAGUUGUUUAUGUUUUUUAUUACCAUACUGGUAUAUAUUUUUCUUGGAUAAAACUUCCUGGAAUAAUCAUAGUUAUUUAUAUGGUAUAUUGGCAUUUCUACUCACUAUUUCUGAUGCCAACAGAUAUUGGUCUCUUGAUGGUUUCUUCUCUAAAAAAUACAGAAACUGUCAUGUACCAUUAUGGAACUAUACAUUACUUAGAACACAGGUUUUUCUGGUGUAUUUUAUCGCUGGGUUAAAGAAGUUAGAUUUUGACUGGGUUUAUGGUUAUUCAAUGCAGAAUUUAUCAAGUCAUUGGGUUUUUGACCCAUUUAAGUUGUUAUUAACAGAAGAACAGAUAGAUCUAUUUAUAGUACAUAUUGGUGGCUUGAUAAUAGACAUCUCUGUUGGUUUUUUAUUAUUUUUUGAUAAAACUAGAUUGUUAGGAAUGGUCAUGUGUUCAAGUUUCCAUUUAAUGAAUUCUCAAAUGUUUAAUAUAGGAAUGUUUCCAUGGAUGAUGCUGGCAACACAAGUAAUAUUUUGUUAUACGGACUGGCCACGACGUAUAUUUAAAUCAAUAUCAGCUAAUUGUCAAUUGUUUACGCCAGAAGAAGAAGAUUUACAGCCCAAUGAUCAUUGUAUAUAUCAUAAACAACAUAUCAAAACUGAAGAUUCACCGCCCAUUAAAUCAUCAUUGUACCACAAAUUAUCAUCCCUGGGUACUAUUUUAUUUUUAUUGUUACAACUAGUUUUACCAUAUUCACAUGGAAUCACCAAGGGCUAUAAUAACUGGACUAAUGGGUUAUAUGGUUAUUCGUGGGAUAUGAUGAUCCAUUCAUGGAGUGUACAACAUAUCAGAUUAACUUAUAUUGAUAAAGAUACAGGUACAACUGGAUAUCUGAAUCCACAGGCAUGGGUUGGUUCAAGAAGAUGGAGUUCCCAUGCUGAUAUGUUAAAACAACAUGCACAUUGCAUAGCUGACCAUUUAAAAGCCUACAAUAUUACCAAUGUAGCUUUAUAUUUUGAUGUAUGGAAAUCUAUAAAUGAUAGAUUUCAACAAAGAAUGUUUGAUCCAAAAGUUGAUAUAUUAUCAGAAGAGUGGAGUCCAUUUAAAGAAACACCAUGGUUGAUGCCAUUAUUGGUAGAUCUGUCUGACUGGAGAGGAAAACUUGCAGAAAUACAGAAAUCAACUACCAACUCUUCAGAGUCAGCUGAUGUGGUUUUUGUGGCUGAUUUUCCAGGAUUAUAUCUGGAGAAUUUUGUACAAGAAGAUUUAGGAAAUACCAGUAUAACUGUUUUAAAAGGGAAAGUUUUAGUAGAACUGGUAGAAAAACUAGAAAAUUAUACUUUAAUAGAAGGUGAACACAUGCAGGUACCUGCUGGAGCGUUCCAUAAUGUUCACACUAUAUCAUCUACACCAUCGUGUUAUAUGUAUAUAUAUGUUAAUACUACUGAAGUUUAUUUUAUGGAGAAUCUGGUGGAAUAUGAAAUGGCAGUUAAUGGUACAUUAGAUGAUGGAAUGGCUGACAAGGCAUUAAACAGAUUUGAGAGUGAUCCACUGUUAUCUCAAUAUAAACAAGCUCUAGCAGCCAAACAAGCGGUUAAAAAACAAGAAGAAGAAACUUUAUUUGAAAAACUCAGCCAGUUUAUUAAAAAUAAAUAUACAAUAUUUUAUAGAAGUUUCAGAUUUACCAGUGGAGCAUUACAUAGUAUUUUAUUACAGAGGCCUUUUGAAGAAUUUUUAAAUGAUACAUAUUCCAUGGAGCGUGAUGCUAUCAUCCAAAAUAUUGACUUAGAUUUAUAAUAAAACUUUCUCAUCAAUUAUUCAACAUUCAAAAUAAACUGUGACAUUCCGAUAUGAAACAUGAUAAACCAGUGAUGUUGAUAUAAAUUAUUAGGUGGAGAUGCCACAAUAACAUCAAGCAGAGCCAACAGUUUCAGGCUUUGAAGAACCAAAUCUUGGGUCUAAUUUCUGGGGGUUUAAGCCUCACCCCCAUGGUGCUCUCCUUAGAAACAUUACUGAUGUUAACUGUAUAAGUCGUUAUAUCUUUAAAAUAUGGUUGGAGCUGUGGUAGCUGUGGGACAAUAAACAGGGGCCUAAUGUGCUACAUGCUGUGUACAUUACAGAUACCUGGACGUUUGGCAAAAUUUUGCUUAUUGCACACUGAAUGGCAUUAUUCGUCUUCGUAACCAAACCAGGAGCGGAAAAGUAGGAUAUAAAACAUGUUUAUGAUCAUUGCAGAACAAACUGAUAUAGAAUUCCACUACACUAUUCUUGUUAUCUGUAUGGGACAAGUCUAAAAAGUGAACAACAAUCCAGGAAAAUAUAGAAAUAACAAAAUAAAUUUGUAUAUUGUGAUAAGAUUGAAGUUGAAAGAAAUAAAUAUAUUUUAAGUGGCUAU
Molecule: messenger RNA, 2695 nt
Organism: Lottia gigantea (owl limpet)
Lineage: Eukaryota; Metazoa; Mollusca; Gastropoda; Lottiidae
Exons: 15
Coding region: 7-2097 (696 amino acids)
Biological process (GO): peptidyl-glutamic acid carboxylation
Molecular function (GO): vitamin binding; gamma-glutamyl carboxylase activity
Source: RefSeq, a predicted model, not a curated record